CUCGUAAAAAGAUUUCCUAAAUUAGAGCCUUUUUCUAUUUCAUAAAUCCCUCCAAUUCCUUGUUCAUUUUCAUUUUCUCCAUCUUUCCCUGCACAGGAUAACCGACUUAAGAAAAAGAAAAAGAAAAGGAAAAAACAUAACCAAAUUUCAAAAUCUUGUUGAAGUCAAGCCAGUGAUGCACACAGAGAUUGAAAGGUGGCAGAGAUUGAAAAGAAUAAGAUAAAAUCAAAUCAAAUAAAGAUAUUCUUUCCCUCUCUGAUCGUACCAAAAAAUGGACUUGCGGAUGUGCUCUUCUAUUAGUAAGGCUCCUUUGAGUUCUUCAAAUAACAUGGUGGAGAAGGCUGUUGAGAAAAAAAAGAAGCACGACUUUGAUGUUGACCUUAGAGAAGUUUACUUUCUGAUUUUGAGUUUUUUAUCUUCUGGGCCUUGUCAAAGGACUGCUGACCUAUUCUGGAAUGAACUUUUGGAACAUGAGCUUCUACCAAGAAGAUAUCAUGCAUGGUUUUCAAGAAGUGGUGUGUGUAGUGGAAACGAUAACGACGAUGGGGUUUCUCUUCCAUUAAAUUACAAUAAAUUAGUGGAGAGGUAUCCUCAUAUAGAGAAAGAUCAUUUGAUAAAGCUUUUGAAGCAACUGCUACUGCAUGCAGAUUCUCCUGUAGAUGGCAAUAAUGAAGAAUAUACUCCAAAUGCAGCAAAAGUUCCUACAUUGCUGGGAUCUGGUUCCUUUUCGCUUCUGGAUUCUGAUAGGAAUAUGGGUGAGCAAGUUAAGCGUUUGCCUGUGCACCUGCGUUGGCCUCACAUGCAGGCUCAUCAGGUGCAUGGUUUGGGCUUAAGGGAAAUAGGAGGAGGUUUUGCAAAGCACCAGCGUGCUCCAUCCUUUCGGUGUACAUGCUAUGCCAUUGCUAAGCCAUCAACCAUGGUGCCAAAGAUGCAAAACAUAAAGAAGUUGAGGGGACAUCGUGAUGCUGUCUAUUGUGCUAUAUUUGACCGCUCUGGGAGGUAUGUAAUUACUGGUUCAGAUGAUCGACUUGUCAAGAUUUGGUCAAUGGAAACUGCAUUUUGCUUGGCUAGCUGCCGAGGGCAUGAAGGUGACAUUACUGACCUGGCUGUAAGUUCAAACAAUGCUCUAGUGGCAUCCGCUUCUAACGACUUUGUUAUCCGAGUAUGGCGCUUGCCAGAUGGGUUGCCAAUUUCAGUCUUGCGAGGGCACACCGGUGCUGUUACUGCCAUUGCAUUUAGUCCCAGGCCUAACUCUGUAUACCAGCUUUUAUCGUCAUCGGAUGAUGGAAGUUGUCGAAUCUGGGAUGCUAGAUACUCCCAAUGCAGUCCGCGUAUUUAUGCGCCAAGACCUGCAGAUGCUGUUGUUGGUAAAAACAAGGGUCCAUCUAGUAAUGGGCCCUCCUCAAGCAAUGGUCCACACAACUAUCAGAUAUUAUGUUGUGCUUACAAUGCCAAUGGCACUGUCUUUGUCACUGGUAGCUCUGACACUUAUGCAAGGGUUUGGAGUGCCUGUAAAUCUAGUACAGAUGAGUCUGAUCAACCGAUUUAUGAGAUUGAUGUAUUAUCUGGUCAUGAGAAUGAUGUCAAUUAUGUUCAAUUCAGCGGCUGUGCUGUGGCUUCAAGAUCUUCAUUCUCUGACGCCUUGAAGGAGGAUAACAUUCCCAAAUUUAAAAAUUCCUGGUUCUGUCAUGACAAAAUAGUUACCUGUUCUCGGGAUGGUAGUGCAAUUAUAUGGACUCCUACAUCACGCAACUCCCAUGGAAAAUCCUUGCAAUGGGGGAGGUCAUAUCAUCUGAAAGUUCCACCACCACCUUUGCCUCCGCAACCUCCCCGAGGAGGUCCACGUCAGAGAAUUCUCCCAACUCCACGUGGAGUUAAUAUGAUUGUUUGGAGCUUGGAUAAUCGCUUUGUGCUUGCAGCUAUAAUGGAUUGCAGAAUAUGUGUCUGGAACGCUUCUGAUGGUAAUUUAGUACAUUCUUUGACUGGUCACACUGCAUCUUCUUAUGUUUUAGAUGUUCAUCCUUUCGACCCUCGGAUAGCUAUGAGUGCUGGAUAUGAUGGAAGAACAAUAGUAUGGGAUAUAUGGGAGGGAAUUCCUGUUCGCAUAUAUGAAAUUGGACUUGGACGUUUCAAGUUGGUUGAUGGGAAGUUUUCUCCGGAUGGAACAUCAAUAGUGCUUUCGGAUGAUGUUGGCCAGAUACACUUGCUGAACACAGGCCAGGGUGAAUGUCAAAAGGAUGCCAAAUAUGAUCAGUUCUUCCUUGGGGAUUAUCGGCCCCUUAUCCGGGAUUCUGCUGGAAAUGUUCUUGAUCAGGAGACGCAGCUCCCUCCUUAUCGAAGGAACGUUCAAGAUCCUCUUUGUGAUUCCAGUAUGGUUCCAUACCCAGAACCUUAUCAGACUAUGUUCCAGAAGCGUAGACUUGGUGCAUUAAGUAUAGAGUGGCAUCCUCCAUCCAUAAAAUUUGCUGUCGGUCCAGAUUUCAGUUUAGGCCUUGAUUAUCAAAUGCCUCCUUUGGAAGACUUGGAUAGAAUGAUUGAAUCACUACCAGAGUUCAUAGAUGCCAUUCACUGGGAACCAGAAAUCGAAGUCAUAAGUGAUGAUAAUGAUUCGGAGUAUAAUGUCACAGAAGAAUGCAACAGUGAAGAGCAUGGUAGUUUGUGUUGCAGCUCUGCCAGCGAUCCAGAGUGUAGUACAGAGGACAGUGACAUUGAACAUAGUCCGAAAGAUGGUCUUCCCAGGUCAAGAAGAAGAAAACACAAAACCAACACUGAGUCCUUUGGGAGGCGUGUUAGGAAGAGGAAUUUGAAUGAGCGUGAUGAAUCAACACCUGGGAGUAAUGGAGCUAAGAAAUUAAAAAGUGGCCGAAAAGUCUCCAAGAGGAAGUCUUCCAAGGCAACAUCAUCUAGACCUCAGCGUGUAGCGGCACGCAAUGCUCUAACUAUGUUCUCCAAAAUGACAGGAACAUCUACAGAUGGAGAUGAUGAUGACUUGGAGGAUGAUACAUCUAGCAGUGAAUCAGGAUUGCUAGGUUCAAACAUCCAAAGCAACAUAACUGAUAGAGACUUACAGGAUAUGCAAGAUAAAUAUACAAAAGAAAAGCUUGUAUUACUAGAGACAGAGGAUAUAGAUAAGCCCCCUCAAGACCUUGAUUCCCAAUCAAACGCUGGAUGUAAGAAGAAAUUAAUUGUAAAACUCUCUUUGUGCAAUUCUAAGAAGCCUGUGUCUCCAGAAGAUAGUGUAGUUAAUGUUGGGAGACAAAUUGGUCAUAUGACUCCAUCACCAGAAACUGGGAUUAGCUUAAGCUCUAAAGAUCUAGUGUCAUCUUCCUCAGAUGCGUUUGCUGUGGAUGUGUGCCAAAACCGCAGUAGACUUUUUAGAGGUGUAGGACACCCUGAAAAGGUUGAGGAUGGCAUAGAGGGAUCUCCCGGUGACAACAGAAGCAAAAUCAGAUGGGGAGAGGUCAAUGACUGCACAUCCAAGCGUUCAAGGUUAGAUGUGCUGCCAGGCGAUUCAUCUGUUGGAUUCGGUGCUAGUUAUGAUGCCCUUGAGGAAAGCAGGAUUGGUGAUAAUGUGGAUAAAGGCCGCUUUGAAGUGGUUCAAGAUGGUGGAAAAAUUGAAGAGCAUGUUCCUUCUGGUGUAAAACAGAGAUCUUUGGCAUUUGUGUCAUCAUCAUUAGGUGAUCUCCAAUCAAAAUCUGGUGCUUCUGCAGUCACUUAUAAUAGAAUCCCUAAUGUGGGAGAAAACAACUGGUCUGAAUCUGUUAAAUGCAGAGAUUUUGAUUUACUGGAAGAAAAUGAAUUUGCUAGCACAAGCCAUUGUCAGGCGUUGAAAGAUAAUCCCCCUCCAAAGAUAAGAUUAAAAAUAAAACAACCCUCCAAACCCAGGUUUAUGAGAGAAGUGAAUGAUUUACAACCAGAUGCAGUUGAUAUAAUUUGUAAAGAUCCCUCUUACCAAGAGCAAAAUCUACCUUUCGGAGCACAGGGAAAGGGUGAAGAUUCCAGUAGAUCAAUAUCCUUAUAUGAUCAUAUAAAGGAACAGUCACAUAAGACCAAGGAUGAUUUAGAAGAUUGGGAUUACUCUGUGGAAGAAAAUGCUUCGAAUGCGAUGCGUAGAACAAGAUCAAUGAAAAUGAAAGCAACUUCAAGGGAGCCACACUAUAUGAACCUUAACUUGAGGUUGAAAGUGAAUCAAGAUUUUAUCGAGACAUCAAAAGAUUAUGAUAUUCAGCUCCUACCUGAAGAAAGGAUGCCGAACUCAAGAAUGACUGUAAGAUCAAGAUCUGCUAGAAACAGGCUAGGUAAUAAUGACACAAGAUAUCCAAUUUCGAUUAAACCAAGUCACCCUAUAAGGAAGUUGUCAUGGCUUAUUUUGUCAAAACAUGAGGGUGGAUAUCGUUAUAUUCCUCAGCUAGGUGAUGAAGUUGUGUAUUUGAGACAGGGCCAUCUAGAGUAUAUUGAAUCAGUUCGUUCAGAAGAAUCAGGUCCUUGGAGUUCAAGUAGGCGAUAUGUGAAUCCUGUGGAAACUUGCAGGGUUGAAAGAAUUAAAUAUGGCUGUGGUCCUGGUGGGGAUAGCUGCUGCAAAAUCAUGCUCAGAUUUAUAGAUCCUUCAUCUGGUGUAUUUGGUGAAGGGUUUGAGUUGACUCUCCUUGAACUAACAGAUUUUCCUGAUUUUGUUGUUGAGAAAGCAUGGUAUGAUGCUGCUAUAAAUAGAAAUUGGACCCGUGGGGAUAAAUGCCAGGUGUGGUGGAGGAAUGCGAAUGGGGAAGAUGGUAGUUGGUGGGACGGUAGAAUUGUUUCUUCAAAGGCAAAGUCUGAGGAGUAUCCUGAUAGUCCUUGGGAGAGAUACAGGGUUCAAUAUGAGACUGAUCCAGAUGAAGAAAAUCUACACAGUCCUUGGGAACUGCAUGAUCCUGACAUGCCAUGGGAGCACCCUCAUAUUGAUUCAGAGAUCCGAGAUAAACUACUGUCUGCUUUUGAUAAAUUAGAAGAGUCAGUAAGCAGAAAAAAGGACUCUCAUGGAAUUCAGAAAUUGAAUGAAACUUCCCAAAAGCCGGAUUUCUUUAACAAGUAUCCAGUUCCUUUCUAUCCUGAAAUAAUCCGAUCAAGGCUAGAAAACAACUAUUACCGGACUUUAGAAGCAGUGAAGCAUGACAUACAUGUGAUGAUGGAAAAUGCCCAAUCUUAUUUUGCCGGAAAUAAAGAACUCUCCCACAAGAUGAGGCGCCUAUCGGAAUGGUAUUCUAGGAAACUCUCCAAAAUAUUAAAAACUGAGACCUAGUCUUUUCUUAGUCACUUGCAGUCUUUUUUACACUUUACUUUCAUGAAAAAAGAAAAAUCACAUCAUUGAUCCAAUUUUUGUAAAUUGAUUUCUCUAUAAAAUUGGGUACAUUUUACCCAAGUUCCUGA
Ricinus communis (castor bean) is the source of this 5406-nucleotide messenger RNA. RefSeq names its product bromodomain and WD repeat-containing protein 1. Gene Ontology annotation, molecular function: protein binding. Lineage: Eukaryota; Viridiplantae; Streptophyta; Magnoliopsida; Malpighiales; Euphorbiaceae. The transcript is spliced from 26 exons. Gene Ontology annotation, cellular component: nucleus. Bases 272 to 5278 code for a protein of 1668 amino acids. The record is from RefSeq and is a predicted model, not a curated record. Gene Ontology annotation, biological process: cytoskeleton organization; regulation of transcription by RNA polymerase II; regulation of cell shape.